AUGGAGUGGGAAGACGAGUGCAGAACACCAAGGUUGGUGCAGAAUCAGAUUCCGGCAAUUUUCAUCUGCCCGCCACCACCGCCAAGGAAGAAGCCGGUGACCGGAAAGAGACAACCACCACCGAAGGAGGGGUACUUCCACCCACCUGAUCUUGAUUCCUUGUUUUCAGUUCCAGCCAGAAAAGAAACAUGUUUUGAUCUUUUCAAUUUCCUUGUGGGUUUUCACUUGGUUUUCGCUCCUAUAGGCUAG
Sphenostylis stenocarpa is the source of this 249-nucleotide messenger RNA. Lineage: Eukaryota; Viridiplantae; Streptophyta; Magnoliopsida; Fabales; Fabaceae. The record is from the annotation of a GenBank genome assembly.